Pelagomonas calceolata is the source of this 1692-nucleotide messenger RNA. NCBI's taxonomy places the organism in Eukaryota, Pelagophyceae, Pelagomonadales, Pelagomonadaceae. The record is from the annotation of a GenBank genome assembly.
AUGGCGCCCCAACCGAACUUCCAACACAUCCAGGCGAGAAAAACGAUCGCGAAGGCACAAACCAAGUGGCCCGAAGAAGGGCACCAGGAUUCGCGGGCGUGGAGCGCUGCCCGCGACUUUUUCAAAUGCUGUUCUACAUCGAGUACGACCGGAUGCGCGUUUCCGAAAAUGCGCCGCAUGGUUCGUCCAAUCUCCUCGAGCGUCGUCACGGCCUCGUGGAGAUCGUCGAGGGGGGCGGCGGGGUCCGUGUAAAGCGCCGCCGCGUAAAUCGCCCUCAUCUUGAGCGUGGUGUUAUUAUUAUCUCCAAGAGAGCGUCGCGCCACAAGUAGCCUUGUACGCAACAGCGACUUGGCUUCAUCGAAGCGUCGUAGAUGAAGAAAGGAAUACGCGUAGUAAGCACGGCUCGACGCUCAUCCUGACGACGGACUACGACCACAAGUCCACGGGCGAAAAAUUGGGCUGCACCUACGCCAAGCUGCCGACGAGCGUCCACGCGGGCAACCAGAUCCUCGUCGCGGACGGCUCGCUCGUGUUGGAGGUCCAGAAGGUCCUGAACGACAAGGAGGUGGCCUGCACGGUCAUGAACGACUGCGCCAUCGGCGAGCGCAAGAACAUGAACUUACCGGGCGUGAAAGUGGACUUACCAGUCCUCCAAGAGAAGGACACGAAGGACUUGGUCGAGUUCGCGUGCCCGCAGAAAGUAGAUUAUGUCGCGGCGUCCUUCGUCCAGACGGCUGAUGAUGUGAAGACGAUCCGGAAGACGCUCGACGGGGCGGGCGGCCAGCAGAUCCAGAUCAUCUCCAAAAUUGAAAAUCAAGAAGGUCUGGAGAACUUUGCGGCCAUCGCGGACGAGACGGACGCCGUCAUGGUCGCGCGCGGCGACCUGGGCAUGGAGAUCCCGCCCGAGCGCGUGUUUAGAGCUCAAAAGAUGAUGAUCGACACCUGUAAUAGAGCGGGCACGCCCGUCAUCGUGGCGACGCAGAUGCUCGAGUCGAUGACGUCAAACCCGCGGCCGACGCGCGCCGAGUGUUCCGAUGUCGCGAACGCCGUGCUGGACGGCUGCGACGCCGUCAUGUUGAGUGGAGAGACGGCCGGCGGCAAGUUCCCCCGCGAGGCCGUGUCCAUCAUGGCCCGCACCUGCGUCGAGGCCGAGGCCGAGAUCGACUUCCAGAAGGCUUAUGGUGCUAUCCACGCCGCCGUGCGCGGCCAUGGCGAGACGCUCGGCAUCGUCGAGUCGACGGUCUCCGCCUGCGUGCAAGCGGCGGUGGAUGCUGGCGCUAAGGCCGUCGUCGUGCUCGCGCGCACGGGCGCGACGGCCCAGCUCUUCUCGAAGUACAAGCUGCCCAUGCCGGUGAUCGUCGUCACGUGCUUCGACUACGUGGCGCGCCAGUGCGUGGCCCUCAUCCCGGGCUGCCAGGCCGUGCACACCGGUGCAUAAAUCAAAAUGUCGCGAUCGACGCGCCCCGACUCACAAUUUGCGCGCAGGUGCACACGCCCCAGUACACAAACUACGGCUACAAUAACGCCGCCGGCGACGACGAAUCCAAGAUGGUCGCCGAGGGCACGAAGCACGCGGCCGAGAUCGGCGUGAUUACCAAGGCCGACGACAUCGUCUGCGCGGUCCACGCCUACAAGGCCGGCGCGACGAAGAACGUCGCGAUGCGGUUUUACUACGCCGGCGCCGCGCUCUAG